This is a messenger RNA of Micropterus salmoides (largemouth bass), 4447 nucleotides long. It is a transcript of the gene csrnp3, whose product is annotated as cysteine-serine-rich nuclear protein 3. Gene Ontology annotation, molecular function: DNA-binding transcription factor activity, RNA polymerase II-specific; sequence-specific DNA binding. Lineage: Eukaryota; Metazoa; Chordata; Actinopteri; Centrarchiformes; Centrarchidae. Gene Ontology annotation, cellular component: nucleus. The record is from RefSeq and is a predicted model, not a curated record. Gene Ontology annotation, biological process: regulation of transcription by RNA polymerase II. The transcript has 5 exons. The coding region runs from base 385 to 2244 and encodes 619 amino acids.
CCUGCUUUUCAGCCGGUUGCGGCUAAUGAGCCUUUGUGUAGCCAUAGAGAGAGAACGAAAGAAAGAUAGAGAAGAGAGAGAGGAACACAGUGACAGACAGGGAGUUAAAGUGAGAAAGACUGUCGUCUUGCAACAAUAAAGCAUAUGGUACUGACAGUGCAGUCAGAGCUGGAAAAUUACAAGUCUCUCUCACACUCUUGCACAUUUUUUUCUCAUGCGCGUGGAGCUCAGGGGUCGCUGCAAGUCAGUGGACUGAAACAAAAUGGGAACCUCUUCAUUUAAAAUCUUUCACCUUUUUUGAGUAGCCACAUUUACGAUUGUGUGGCCGUUCUGCUGUGAGAAGAGGUGAAAGGAGUCACAGUCUGCCAGUGGAUACAGGUGCAGAUGCGGCGGGCCAUGAGUGGAAUACUGAAGAGGAAAUUUGAGGAGGUGGAAGCCUCCUCCUCCCCAUGCUCUUCCUUGCGGGAGUCUGAUGAUGAGGUCUCUUGCAGUGAGAGUGGGGACAGCAGCGACAGUGUCAACCCCUCGGCCUCAGGCCCUUUCACCCCUGACUCAAUACUGAAGAGAGAGAAGCGCCUGCGGACGAGGAGGGUGCAUUUUGAGAAUGUGACAGUGUACUACUUCAGCCGGCGGCAGGGCUUCACCAGCGUGCCCAGCCAGGGAGGCAGCACGCUGGGAAUGUCCAACAGGCACAGCUGGAUCAGGCAGUACUCUCUGGGUGAAUUUGCCCUGGAGCAAGAAAGGAUCCACAGAGAUAUGCUCAGAGAUCACCUGAAGGAAGAGAAGCUCAACUCUAUCAAACUCAAGCUGACUAAGAAUGGCACAGUGGAGUCUGAAGAGGCCAAUGCGCUCACGGCAGAGGAUAUUUCUGACGAUGACAUUGAUCUGGACAACACAGAGGUAGACGAGUAUUUCUUCCUGCAGCCUCUUACCACUAAAAAGCGUAGGGCAUUGCUGCGCACCUCUGGGGUAAAGAAGAUUGACGUGGAAGAGAAACAUGAACUGCGGGCAAUCCGGAUGUCCAGAGAGGACUGUGGCUGUGACUGCAGAGUCUUCUGUGACCCAGAGACCUGUGCCUGCAGCAUCGCAGGGAUCAAGUGCCAGGUGGACCGUAUGUCAUUUCCAUGUGGCUGCACAAAAGAGGGCUGCAGCAAUUCAACUGGGAGAGUGGAGUUUAAUCCCAUCCGUGUCCGGACCCAUUUCUUGCACACCAUAAUGAAGCUUGAACUGGAGAAGAGUCGUGAACAGCAGCAUGCGCCCCCUGCCAAUGGUUACAUUGGCGAUAACAACGACCUGGGAAGCGGAAACCCUCUCGUUCAGUCCCAGCACAGGUUGGAGUACUCUCUCUCAGAGGCUGUCCCACAGACGGCCAGCAUGCACCUGCAGGCCGCCGAUGAGAUGGAGGAGCAGCUAGAUGAUGAAGACGAGGAAGAAGAUGAUGAGGACGAGGAGGAAGAGGAGAACGAAGAGGAUGAAGAGGAUGAGGAGGAUAGUAGCAGUGUUUGCAGCGGUCUAUCUGACUCCAGCACCCAGAGCUUGGCUAACAGUGACUCUGAGGACGAGGAGGACGAUGAUGAGGACAGAGAGAAGUCUGAGAACUUUCAAGACGACAUGACAGCCCUGUCAGUGUCCCAUACUGAGGUGGUCCCCUUGUCCUCAGUGCUGUGUUACAGCGAUGGCUCUGUGGCACAUGAUAACCACAUGAACGGAAACACUUAUUUAAUGAACUCUUCUUCAGCUGAGUACUAUCAGCUGGGGAGCUCCAGCGCCAUCUCUAAUGGCCAAACCAGCCAACCCAGUAAACCCUACAGGGAAGCCUUAGCAUUCCAGGAUCCAGUCAGCCCGACCAACGGCAGCAUGGCCCAAGGACCAUUCAACAUGUCUGCUGAGCAGUACACAGACUACUCUAACCAGGCUGAGGAACAAUACACAGCUAAUCACCCUUUCACUCUGACCAAUGGCGUGCCCGCUGCCCCCGCGACCUGCUACACACCUGACCAGGAGAAAAAGAUGUUGUCCAAAGCAACGUUUGUGGAGCAGCCUAACAACCACAAUCAAACACAGUUUCAAAACUACCUGAACAAUAACACCCAGGGUUCCUACAGCAGCCACAGCUCAUGUACGACAGAUGAACAGCCACAGCAAGAGUCCAGUGUUAAUGGACACUCUGACCUGACCUUACUAGCAAACAGUACUAAGAACCUCCCUUUACCAGACCAUUGCCCCGAGGUCACAGCUAUCUAGUGGGCCUCGUCUUUUGAAGUGUUCUUUCGUCAUUACAUCUUGAGCCUGACCAAGUGGUAUUUUAAGGGAACAUAAUCAUGGCCUUUUAGAAUUAUCUGACCUUAAAUUUCAAAGCAAUGUACAGCGCCGUGGUACAUUCUCAUCUGUAACUAUAAAGCCAUAGGUUCCUGAUGGCAAUGUUUUUGGGUGAAUAAUUUGCCCCUGAAGGUUUCUCCACAACAAUGUGUGUUAAACUGCAAGAUGGAACAGAUCAAAAACAUGUUAAAACAUCAGUUAUGUCAUGCUGUGCAAUGUAUCUUGUAACUUCAGAUGUAAAGUUCUAGUUUUAAGCAGAUAUUGUACUGUAGAUUUUUCUAUGUCUACGUGUCAAAUGUGCAAAAAGGUUUAUUGUCAGUUUAUUUAUUGUUUCUGAAUUACGUGUACACGUAUAUACUGUAAAUGUUUUGAUAACAAUACGCAUGCUGUUUUGGGAAUCUCAGUGACAUUUAGGGGGAAAAAUUGCCAUUGUUUUAUAUAAAAAUGUGUUGUAUACAUAAUGUACAUUUUUCUUCUUCUUUUUGUCACUAUUAUAAGCUUUUCUAUCGUUUUGAAAAGCAUGAAAAAGCCUGAAUUCUUAUUUGUAUGUUUGUAAUACAAUAUCAAUAGCAUACAAUGACAGAAAUCAAUUAACAGCCUUUUGCACUUAUGUGUGGGGUUCCAGUGGCAUGCAGUUGGUUUUAACUGGUAAAAUAUGGCCCCUCACUUGUUUUUCUCCACUGUUCUUACAAUACCGUGAUUUGCAGGUGUCACUACAAAUGAAGGUUUAUUCUUUCAUUGAUACAGGGAUAUUAAUAAAGUAGCACUUUGACAUAUCUCCAAAAGUAUGAGGAGCUCUAUUCAUUAAAGACAACAUAACUCUUUAUCAUUGGAUUAUCAUAAGAGGCUUCGUUUGAAAAUCAGUCUCCAUCAAAGUUCUGUAGACAAAAUAUUGACCCAAAAUAAUGUCAAUAUUUCAUUAAUUAACUGGUUAUUGGAUUUCUGAUUCUGAACGCUGUAGAAACUACAUUACACUGUCCAAUAACUAAGUUUAUUGUUUAUUGUAUGUUUAUUCAUGUGGAUCUGAUAAUUAUGUUGAUUUGUUCUACUGAAGUGUUAAGUGCAAUAGUUUGACAGUUUUUAAAAGACAUUGCCUUUUAGAGGAAAUCCUUGGAAAGCGGACUGAGAUUGCUUUUAAUUGCUUGUCAUGGUACUUAAUAUUUUACCUAAAGCACCAUUAUCUUAAUAAAAAGUAUGCCACAGUUUCAGUAAUUGUAUGUAGGCGUAAAACAAAUGUUCAAGGUUGACAAUCAAGGCCUAUUAUCAAACAUAAUUCAUAUCAGUAAGUAAGAGAUCCACAACUCCUGAGUCACGUGGAGAGCCAUUGAAAAAGACUGAAAAGUCAGAUAUUCAAAAAUUGCUUACCAAAAACCUGUAAGUAACCUUUCAACACAUCUUACAUUUGUGACAAAAAAGGAAAUUGGAGUGACCACUGAACAAUUGGGGGACUGCAAUAAUUUAGUGAGUAAUUCUACUGUAAUAUGUUGCUGAAGUUCUUUACCUUGAGCUGUUUGCGCCUGCAUGAAUACAGAUAUUUGUCCCUCUUCCAAGCUUGCAAAUAUCUGCACACAUUUUAUAAUCAUUUGCAUCAAUAUUGGAGUUUUGGUGGUUUUCUGUGACUGUGGAGUAGCUGGAACCUCUCAUUCCACCUCAGUGGUACAAAAGAAGUGUACAGACUGCUUGCAGGGAAUCAGUGGCAUCAAUAUGGCCUAUAGUACUAAUAUAGAGUAAUUGUGCCAAAGCAUACAGUGUGAGAAGGCUUGAUACAAUGAGACUGCAUCCAGUUAAGAAUCCUGUGUUGGAUUUUUAUGUUCUAGUAUUUAUUAUGAAUGAUAUAUUGAAAUGUGUAUUUAUUGUGGUUUACUAAAAGUCUGUAUUGAGUAAAUUGAUUCACUAUCUUAAAAUUGUCUUUUGUUUCAUGCUGGUUGGGAGUUGUAAUGCUUCAUGUACCUGAUUUAUUUAAUUGUUUUUCUUAUUCUGUGAAAUGCAUACAUUUUGCACAAAAUGGUAAAAUUUUUUCCAUGUAUUUGGUUUUCCAAUUGUAGAUAGGGCCAACUUCAUUUUUGUUUUGUUUUUUAAACAUGGUUUUGAAAUAAAUUAAAACUGCUAAAAAAUUAGUCAAAAUUGU